Spodoptera frugiperda (fall armyworm) is the source of this 1862-nucleotide messenger RNA. RefSeq names its product phosphotriesterase-related protein. Gene Ontology annotation, molecular function: hydrolase activity, acting on ester bonds; zinc ion binding. The coding region runs from base 208 to 1263 and encodes 351 amino acids. Gene Ontology annotation, biological process: catabolic process. The record is from RefSeq and is a predicted model, not a curated record. NCBI's taxonomy places the organism in Eukaryota, Metazoa, Arthropoda, Insecta, Lepidoptera, Noctuidae. The transcript is spliced from 6 exons.
CAUGACAAGAUAUCUACACGUAUUCAUAGGUAUCUUUUAAAUAUCAUAGGUACAUUAUCUCUGUAUUUAGAUACACUUACUUUAGGUAUAAAUAUUUGCAUUGAUAAGCAAUAAAGUAAACAACAUUAAAUAAUUUGUUUGACGCAGUUGAGCGCCAACUUUGCUCUAGUGAGGUACAUAUUUUUUUUAAACAUUGAUUAGUUCAAAAUGUCGUCGAAGGUGCAAACCGUGUUAGGAGACGUGAGUCCAGCGGUUUUAGGGCGCACACUGACCCAUGAACAUCUGGCUAUGAACUUCGAGCACUUCUACAGAGAGCCACCAUCUACACUGGCUGGCAAAUUCCAAGCUCCAAGCCUAGAGCUCCAUAGAAUAGGCUUUGUGAGGCAGUACCCAUACAGCUUGAGAUACAACUUGCAGUUAGACGAUGAUGCAGCCCAAAGUGCCGUCACUGAUGAUGUCAUUGAAUACAAAAUUGCUGGAGGAGGAACUAUAGUAGAAAACACAACGGAAGGCUUGAACCGAGAUUUAAAGUUUUACCAGAAUGUGUCAAGAGCCAGCAAUGUCCACAUCGUUGCUGGAACGGGCCAUUACAUAGCGGACUUGCAGAGUGGAGACACCCUGCAGAAAUCUACUGAAGAUGUCUACAACCACAUGCUGCAAGAGCUGACGAAGGGAUGCGUCAAUUUCGAAGGAGUCAAGGCUGGUUUCAUGGGAGAGAUUGCUAGCGUUUGGCCACUGAGAGAUUUUGAACGCAAGGCUAUCAAGGCUGCUGGGGAGUUGCAGCCGCAGGUAAAAUGUGGCGUGAGCUUCCAUCCUCACCGGAAUAAGGAGGCACCCUUCGAAAUCAUACGGCUUUACUUGGAGGCCGGCGGCUCCGCAGACAAAGUCGUCAUGUCGCAUUUGGACCGCACACUACUAGAAGACGAAAUUUUGUUGGAAUUUGCCCAGCUCGGCACAUAUUGCCAGUUCGAUUUGUUCGGCACUGAAGUCUCCUACUACCAACUUGAGGUCACCACGGACAUGUUGAGCGACGCCCAAAGAAUACAAAAGAUGGCAGCACUUGUGAAAGAGGGCAGAGGAAACAGGAUACUGAUGUCUCACGACAUUCAUACGAAACACAGACUGACUAAAUUCGGCGGCCACGGCUACGCACACAUCAUCAACAACGUGCUGCCAAAGAUGAAAUCCAAGGGAUUCUCGCCGGACCUCAUCGAUAUGAUCACGAUUGAAAACCCGGCGCGAUGGCUGGCUAUUGAAAACUGAAUUAUUUAUAAAGAAUAUUAACACGUUCAAUGCCACCGACACGCCAAGCGUGUUCUUGAGAAUCUCUAUAACUACGACUCGAACACGCCAGGCGUGUCCUAAAUUCUCAGUAUAUUCUCAGGGCGGCGUCGCUAUGAACUUCAAAAAAAUAUUCGUGGCAGUGAACGUGUUAAUAAGAAAAUAAUGUGCCUUAUUUAACUAAAAAUUACGGUUUACUCACGUACAUUAAUGGAGAAAAGCUCUUCAUCAUGAGUAGAAUGCGCAGACAGUAGGCUGUGAGACGUCGCCGCGUGUGUAAACCGUGUUUUUAGUUAAUUUAGUUUGUCUCACGAUAAUUAUUAUAAAAAUGUGCCUUAUGUAUGUUUAAAAUAAUGUAUAUCUAUACUCUAUAGUAAAUUAGUAGAUAAUAUUUAAAGCUGAAGAACAUUGUUUAGCAAAACUAAGGUAGGUUUCGAAAAUAGGCAUUAAUUUAAAUACCUAUACAGCAUUUUAUAUAGCAUGUAUUAAAGACAUUUCAAGUGUAAAUCUUUAAUACAAUUUAAGCAUUUACUUAAAGAAGAACAUGUUUAAUGAAAAUAAAACAAGCAUCUAAUUGAAAA